AGUUUGUUGCUGUUGCCUGAAGCGGUCACUGCCUCUCUGUUUUCCUUGUAGAAGUUAGAAAAACAAUAUUUCAGGGCACUCUUUUUUUUUGUAUUUCUCAGUGUUUUGCUUAACCUGCAGCGCUGCCUCAGGAUCUCGUGGAGAAACUUCUCUGGACUUAGAGAAAAGCAAGCCAAGAGAAGGCAGGGGGAGGAUUUUGCUGGAAACCUCUUUGGGAAGCUGGAGACUUUCUCGGGAUGCCUGCCGUGGGCUUGUUCUCCUCUAGCAGUUAUUCAGAUCUUCCCGGGCGAAGGCAGCUCUCCGCCACAAAGCAUCCGCAUUAAGCAGGUCUGUGAGGAGGGACAGGCGUGCUCUGAGGGACGCAGAUAGCAGCGGUGCUGUAACGAGCAGCCUUCGAGCGUUGCUGGCUCUGCCUGUGUCUCUAAGGUCCCCGCAGGGCUGGGGAACACAGCACCCUGCGCUCGCUAUGCCCCUCCACCGUCUAGCACUGGAGUUGGCUGUCAGAGAAACCUUCGAGGUCCCCUCCUCAGCCCCGGUAGUGUCAUGAGUUAGAUUAGUUGGAGCUGUGCUGGGGGCGGUGAGGGCUUGGAUUACAGUCCAGAACUCAAAGUGCUUCGGUGGUUCACGUCGGAGGGGAGAGGAGACGCCCCAUCGCACACAUGGAGGAAAAAGAGAAAAAACGCUGCCUUUGGAAGUGAGGGGGAAUAAAGAAGGCCGGGAACAUGGACUCGGAGUCGCUGGACGGUUGCAUUCAGAGUACGUUAUCAGCACUCUACCCUCCAUUUGAGGCUACCGCAGCCACUGUUCUGUGCCAAGUUUUUGAUGUGGUGGAGAAGACGUACCGUGGGGAUGGACUGCGCUACCUCAUAGACUUCCUGAUUCCAGCCAAGCACAUCCUGCAGUGCAUUCAGCAGGAUGCCUGUGUUCAGUACUGUGGCUUGCUGUUUCGCCAUGAGGGCUGGCCCCUGUGUAUUCAUGAGAAGAUUGUAGUCCAGCUGGCUUCCAUUGACUGGCGAAUCUUGAAGCCUGGUGACUUCUACCUGCAGGUGGUCCCCUAUCUGAAGAAGUCUCCACGGAUUGUAUUGAAAUGUCUGGCGAAAGACAAGCAUAAUGUAGAGGAAGUCGUGAUACCAGAAGUUUCCUAUACCUCUAUUUUUACUCUGGAAUGGUUGAGUACUUUCAAUGGAGAGCGGAUGGGUAUAGCACUGGAAAAUUGUUUACUAACCACUGAUGAUAAAAUAUUUCGUGUCCCCUGGGAUAAAGUGGUUAACCCUGAAUUUAUAAAUAAACCAAAAGUAAUUGAAAACAAUAUAAUCUCUCCAGAAAUAAUAGAGGAACAUUCAGUUUUGUGCCUCUCCAUGGACCAUGCUGAGUGCAGUUCAUCAGAUCUAGGAUCUCAGUAUCUACAGGAACAAAGUCCAAAUCAAGACAACCUGGUCAUUAGCAGCACAGUUCCACAGAUAAGUGAAGCUCCUGUCAAUGGUGUUUGUACAAGUCCUGUGCCUCAAGAGAACUUGAAAAGUGACCUUGAAGGGGAGUACGUUGAGCUGACAGAAGUGUCACUGUGCCGGUUUGGGCCACAAACAGGCUCUCUAACCGAGUCACUAGCUUUAAAUUAUCUAACUCAGCCCAGAACACGAGUGAAUGCAUCUAAAGGCAAGCACAGGUUUAUUGUCAUUCAAGACAGUACCUACUCCAAGAACUUAAUUCAGUCAGCACUUAUGCAGAAGGAGCACUGUCAAAUGGACACUCUGAGGACGACUUCUACAGAAGUUCUCAAAAAUGUAAUUCCAUUGGAAAGUGACAAGAUGAUGGUACAUGAAGAGCUGUCUCCAGAAGGUGAGCUGAUACCAGGUGGCCCUGGAAACAUGGGGAAUAGCUUUCCGAUGGCUGAUUCUCCUGCCUGCAGUGCAGAGGAUUCAUCUGCAGAGCAGGAGACCCGCAGCGAACACUCAACUGAUUGGCGAUAUGCACUGUGCAGCUACAGUGACAUGGGUGCUGGAGAUGGUGUCAACUGCAAAGCACAAAUGCCUGGUGUACCUGGAAACAUGGAAGGAGAAAGUGAUGGUCCUAGCGGAAAUCCUGGUGUUGGAAUGUUGGAGCAGAGCCUAGAAACAGUUCUAGAUGCUGCUGCUGCUAAAGAGGAGGAGAUGCUGAGAGUACAUGGAGAACCACUGACCGAGGGUCAAAAUGAGGUGACACAGAUGGAUGCCUCUUCUGUGUCUGUCCUAGGGCCUUUGGGACCAUGUUGCACACUGAAGGAAGGUUCUGAUGUUUCAUGCCAGAGUGUUAGUGAAAGUGUUAUGCCAGACCAGGCCACUCCAUUGUUUAUCACACCUGAGAGUUCGGAGGUAGAUGUGGAGAGAGGCUCUCCCUCAGGGAGCAUGGCAGCCAUAGGAGCAGUCAGUGCUCUCUGUGGUGAUCAGGAAGUAAAUCUUAGUUCUCCAUUAAAUCCUCCAGCACAGAGCCAAGGAGAAGUAGAUGCAUUUGAGCUGGGAAGAAGGGACAGCCCAAAGGAAGUCGAAGAGAUUGAACAAAUAUUGACUGUAAAUGACAAUCAGACUAGUCAUAAUCACUGUUCUGACAAAGCUCCUACCGAUGGACUCUUGUCAGAUGAAGUGCAAAAAGUCUCUGCCUGUCAACAUAAGAAAGCUGAAGAAGCUGGUCUGUCAGCAGAGAAUGAUCAGACAGCAGAACAGUUGAAUAACAGUGACUCUUUGAUGGGCCCUGAUGCACAAGCAGAAAGCUCAAGUCCAUUCAGAACCCAGAGGUCUGGAGAGCUGUGUGAGGAACCACAGAGACUGGCAGAAAACCAGGACGGUAAAAGUGAAGAGAACACUGUGCUGAACCCAGAGUGUAUUACAGUGCAGGACUUGCAGGGAGGAGAGGAGAACCGGGGGAGGUUUUCUUAUGAGGAAAAGUCAAAGACUGUAGCCUUAAAAACACUGGAAUCCAUUGAAGAGGAACUGGAGGUUGGACCACUGUCCUCAGGAGUCACUGAGGGGCAUAUAGAGCUCACUGGUCUGCACUCCCACCAAGAGGCAGCUUCUAGAGCAUCAUCUCCUAAAGGGAUGGUGUCAGAAGGGGUGUCAGAGACAAGAAAAGAAGCAAUUGGCACAGAUGUGUUGAAACCAGUGAGUAAAGUCAGUGUCCUGGAGGAAACCUCAACACCUAUCACUCCCCCAACAUCCCCAGCUUCUGUGACUGCCUGGGGUGGUCGCUCUGCACCUACCAUAGUCAAGGAUGUGAACCCAGAAGUGCUCAGGAGCGGAGUUGCCUGCCUGCCAGGUACCAGAGAUAAAUCAGGACGUGCAGUGGCCAUAAUAACAACAAGGAACACAGCCUGGUUAAACCCUCACUGCAAUACCACUGAGCUUGUACGCCUUCUUCUGUACUUGCAUAGCAUCCCAAGACCAGAAUGUCAGGCUUUGGGUCUGACUGUUCUUGUGGAUGCUCGUCGCUGUUCACCAGUUCCUGCUCUCUUCAAGGCAUUCAGCAUAUUGCAGGACAUAGAUCCUCAUUGCAUUCAUGGAGUACUGCUUCUGGUUGAAAGAGAUCUGACCUUUCGGAUGGAGAAGCCACCAGCAGGACAGUUUGAACUUCUCACCUCCAUGAAAUCCCUCCAUAAGCACAUAGACAGCUCACAGCUGCCUCUAGAACUGGAUGGGACCUUCCCUUAUUGCCACCGGGACUGGUUAAGCUUCCGCAUGAAGCUGGAACACCUGCUACAAGGAUGCCAAGGUGCUUGUGCCUUCCUCCAAGGAGCUAUUCAUAAAGUGGAACCUGGAAAAUUACCAGAUAGAUCUGAGGAGGCAGCUGUGCUGCUGAGAAAUUACAGACAGUUGAUGAAGAACGUUCUUGAAGAUGCACGGCUGGUCAGGCUGCAGCUGGAGGGUGGAGCGCUCCUGGCCAGACUGAAGAAAGAGGAAUCUUGUGUCACCCUUACCCGUGACUACAGAGACGCACUUGAUGCUGCCAGUGUGCUUUAUAAUCGAGUUGAUGAGGGCGUGCACCGACUGGUGAUGCUGUCAAACAAACGCAUCCAGGAACUGGAGCUGGUGAUGGAGUUCGAGAAAGUGGAAGAGUGUUUUAAGGAGGUCAGCAGUUGGAUUGAGAAUGUUGGCAGAAAACGGCUAAAGGAAACAAUCAACUUGGAUGAUUCUUUGGAGAUGCUGCUUCAAGCACAAAAGCAGUUCAGGGAGUUUGAUCUUGUUGCCAGUGAAUAUUGCAGAAGGGGGCAGGAAGCACUAAAGAAGAUGGAUCGAUGGGAAGACUUUUCCUCUGUGGAUGUACAUUCUUACAGGGUAAAGCUGCAGACCUACAGAGAUCAACUGGAGGAGUUCUGCACUCAACUGGAUGAAAACAGGCACCGAAUCUGUGAGACAGUCAGGCUGUAUGAAUUCUUUGACAAGGUGUACGAGUGGGCCUUGGAAGGGAUGCGACACCUUGCCUGCAUCAGCAUGGAGGACUGCAGCUCUGCUGAACACUGUGCAGGUGUGAUCAAGUGCCUGGAGAGUUACAAGGGGCAGCACCCCGACAUCAGCGAUGCCCGGUUCCAGGAGAUGAAGGAUUUGGCCUGUGAGCUGAAGAGCGACAAGGGGCUCAAGCAGUGGAAAUUCGCAUGGUCCAAAUGCCAGGAGACCAAGCUGGUUUUUGAAAAGAAACUCGAAGCAGCUUUGAGAACAAGGAGGUCUCUGCUGUCGGACCACAAAGCAGCUGCCGGGGAGCAGCCCCGGGCCGUCAGUGAGGCUGGCAGUCUGUCCCACCGGAGGCACUCCGAGGGGGCCACCUCCGGGUCCCACUGGGACAGGACUUACAGCACAUCCCAUGGCUACAACAGGCCCAACUGCUCUCCGGGGUGGACUAAGGAGAAAGCUCCCUCGCCCUCCCUGAGCUGCCCUGGCGAUGUCAGUGCUGGGGAAGAAUUUGCCUGCCAAGCUGCUCUGAGCCCUGGUCCUCACUCAGGCAGAGUUUCUUUUGCCAGCGGUGCCUCCAAGUCUCCUAAACUGCCUGAAGAAAAGCCAAACCUGGAGAGCAUAUUAGAAACCUUGGAGGUGAAGCCAUCGUGCACGUCCACUUCAGCCUCUGGGAAGCUGCCUCCCAGGAGGAUGCUCCGGAAAGCCCAGAGCUUUGACCUCCCGUGUGGCGAGAGCCUGUGGUCAGGCUGCCAGAGGACACUGAGCGAGCCGGCCAGAUACGGCAACACCGGCGUCUUUAUUAAGGGACUGGAGGUGAGCAGCACUGAGCUGGUGGACAGGACUUUCGCCCUGCGGCAGCAAGCAGCUCACAGUUGGGCUGCGGACUGCCUGCUGGAGGGACAGAGGGGCUGCCUCUCUGCCUCGGAAGCCAAGAGCUGGGGCAGCAAGCUGCGGCACAUCAUUGAUGAGAUGGUAACUACAGAGCGGGAAUACGUGAGGUCGCUUUGCUACAUCAUCGAUAGCUACUUCCCUGAGAUGGAGCGCCUUGACCUUCCCCAGGACCUGCGUGGGAAGCGCAGCGUCAUUUUUGGGAACCUGGAAAAACUCUACGACUUCCACAGCCAGUACUUCCUGCGAGAGCUCGAGAGCUGCUGCAACCACCCGCUGCGGGUCAGCCACUGCUUCCUCCGACACAAAGACCAGUUUGGGAUGUACGCGUUGUACAGCAAGAACAAGCCGAAGUCAGACUCGCUGCUGGCCAGCCAUGGGAAUACCUUCUUCAAGUUCAAGCAGGUGCAGCUUGGGGACAAGAUGGACCUGGCCUCCUACCUGCUGAAACCCAUCCAGCGAAUGAGCAAAUAUGCCUUGCUUCUGAAGGACCUGAUAAAGGAGUGCAGCGAGGCACAAGAGCAGGAGCUGGGCUACCUCCGUGCGGCUGAGGAGAUGGUGAAGUUUCAGCUCCGCCAUGGAAAUGACCUGCUGGCCAUGGAUGCCAUCCGUGACUGUGACGUGAACCUGAAGGAGCAGGGGCAACUGGUGCGACAGGACGAGUUCACCAUCUGGCUGGGUCGUAGGAAGUGCCAGCGGCACGUUUUCCUCUUUGAGGACCUGAUCCUUUUCAGCAAGCCCAAGAGGAUCGAGGGUGGCUUUGAUGUGUAUAUCUACAAGCGUUCCUUCAAGACUGCAGACAUUGGUUUGACAGAGAACUCUGGAGACAGUGGCCUGCGCUUUGAGAUCUGGUUCCGAAGGCGAAAGUCCAGUGACACCUACAUCCUCCAGGCCAGCUCAGCUGAGACUAAGCAGGCCUGGACCAGUGACAUUGCCAAGAUCCUGUGGCAGCAGGCAGCCCGCAAUAAAGGUGUGAUUCCUUCCUGGGGCGUCUGUGCCGCAAAAGAAAUCCGUAUGCAGGAGAUGGUCUCCAUGGGCGUGGGCAACAAGCCCUUCCUGGAUAUCAAGCCCAGCGAGGCAGCUAUCAAUGACCGUGCCAUUGAUUACAUCAUGAAAGGCAGAGGCGCCAGGACCAGAGCAUCGAUCGCCGUGUCUCUGUUUGACCAUUCCAACCCGUACAAGAGGACACAGGCGCAGCUCUCUGCUGGCAGCACCCCCGCAGCCUACAGUCCUUCCUCCUCCUCCCUGCUGGGGCCUCUCAACCUCCACAUGUACCUGGACCAGGCUCUACUGCCAGGUGUCCUGGCCCCCAGCCGCCCCUUUGACAUCGGCACCUGCAUCGAGGAAGACGAGCUGGAGCACGAGACAAGCAGCCAGCCAUCGCUGACAACAGAGAGCUCAGAGUCAUCGCAUUGCAUGUCAGGCAGCGGCUCCAGUGGCUCCGACAGUGGCUGUGUCUCCAGCAUCCCCCAAGAAAGCUUCUGUGAAGAGAUGGGCUCACCCCCCUACAUGCCCCUAGGCUCCCAACACAGCUCUGCAAUGGAGGAGAAACCCAGGUUCACAAACAGCCAGUACAUUUCUGCAGUAAGUGCAAGCAGCCAAAAUACUCUCUUCGCUUUGCCUGUUCCUGCAACUGCCUCCCUGGUUCAAGCUGCUGCCUCUCAUGGCGGGGCUGAAGAUGCUGCUUUCGGGCUAGGAGUCACUGUGGGGAAGUGACCAUUCCUCUCGCAGAGACUUGCCACCUCUGGGGUGGGUGGAAGCCCAUCUCUUGAGAGAGCCUCCCCAGGGGUGGCCCUGAGGAGGUGUCCUGGGAAGGACCUGCAGUGCUGGAGGCUACACCAGGAGGGGAUGCACACACAGGAGCUGUAAUGCUGUCAAGGGCUGGGGUACAUUUGUAACCUCCUGGGAUGGGUGGAGCUCUGCUGCCGAUGCUGCUGAGCUCCUUUCCUGGGAGGUUUGGGCCUUCUGGGAGCGAUGAGAUGGAGGAGUGGGAGCCUGUUGCUCUGAGGUGUCAGCGUGUCUCCUCUUAUGUUUCUGAGAGCUCUCAGCUGCUUCCCUUCCCACUAGAUCGUGUCCUGAUGCUGUUGUCCUCUAACCCUGUACUAAUGCUGGCUUCUCUCCUCUGCAGAAAGCAGGCCAGGUCACCAUAAGUCCCUCGACAAUAGUGUGAGCCCCUCUGCACACGUAUACCGCCUAAGGAAGUGGAGUUGUUGUAAGUAGCCCCUGUGGGGGAUUUUCCAGCAACUCUGAGUGCUGGUCAGGUUUGUCAGUAGCGCUGAGUCAGGAGAACCUCACCCUCUGCUUCUCGAUGAGAAGUUUUCCGUGUGUUCCCGACAGGUCUCUGGGGCUCUCAUUCAACAAGUGAGAGCAGACCAGCUCCCACAGGGGCGGCUCCUGUGGAGCCGUCAGCCUCCCUGGUUUGAAGAAGCGAAGUCAUUUCAGGUAGUUGAGGCUUGAGCACCACCCAGUCAUCAGUGUUCAGAUGAGCUGCUUCCCCCCAAAUGCUGCCCAGCUGUCUAACCACUAAUCUGUUUCUUGUGGCUGUUUGCUGGAAUCCUGCUCUUAAUUUCUCUGAACUGCUUUGGGGGAUCCACGGUGUUCUCCCCAAGCUGGAUUUAUCCCACUGUUUCCUUUGAACCUCCAAAGGAAACUGCACAUUGCCAGGAGGAGGAACUUGCUAGGUUAGGGUCUGGAUGUCCCAAGGGAGCUGCUGGAUGUUGCUCCUGUACUUCACUUACUGAUUUCUGGAGGGUGCCUCGUCUGCAAGGAAGUCGCUCUUGUUCUGAGGAGGGCUGAGCCCUGCAAGGUUCACAGCAGGGCAUCCCAUGUGUGGGUGGCAGCCCUUGGGAAGUCACGUCACAGCUCACUCAGACUCAGCGUUUUCCUCUCUGGCCUUAGGACUGAGCCCCCUUUUUCCUAGGGAGCAGAGGGGUAUGAACAUGAGAGGAAGGACUAGGACUGGAAUGGCCAAGGCACAGGGUGGUGAGGAGGUUUGGUGCUGGGGGGGUGUUACGAGCACACGACUUGAGAUCUGCAGGUACAGGAGUUUGUAACCAGGCAGACAGAAUGAGCCAAGGUUAAAACUGAAGGUCCAGAGCCCCUUUUGGGGGGGGGGGGGUGUGUGUCACAGACAAGACUUUGGAAAUGGCUUCACAGAGCCUUUGGGUGAGGCCUGGGGUGUAGAGGCAGCCCACUGCAUCGAGGAGGAGCCAUGCUUCCCCUGUUAAAGCUCUUCAGUAAAACAUUCUUUCCCCACCAAAAUGCACCUCUGACAAACGGUGGUUUUCAAACGUUUUGCAAAAUCACUGCUGGCCUGGACAGAGGGACCUGUGGGAUCCUGCCACAUGGCAGGAGUGCAGCCAAUCUAACCCAUUGCACGGUGCUGUGUUCCAGGUUUGAUUGCCAUUUCAAACUCACCGAAGACCCCAGGCCUCUGACCAGCAGAAGGAGACAGUCUUCACCCGUGAAGAUACAUUAUUUUUUUUUACACAUAAUCAGGCGCUUUCACACAGCUCCAAACCUGACCUCUGGCUGGGGGGGGAGUCCCAAGAAAGUAUCUGUCAAUGACAUAUAAUAGCUUUGGUGUUGGAUGGGACCUUGGGCAUUCAAAACUUGUUAGCCCUAUAUUUAUGAGUAAUAAGUAACAUAGCAGUUUG
Athene cunicularia (burrowing owl) is the source of this 8962-nucleotide messenger RNA. It is a transcript of the gene PLEKHG4, whose product is annotated as pleckstrin homology and RhoGEF domain containing G4. Gene Ontology annotation, molecular function: guanyl-nucleotide exchange factor activity. The coding region runs from base 723 to 7022 and encodes 2099 amino acids. The transcript has 22 exons. The record is from RefSeq and is a predicted model, not a curated record. NCBI's taxonomy places the organism in Eukaryota, Metazoa, Chordata, Aves, Strigiformes, Strigidae.